CAAUCGGCUUCACAAAGGGGCGUGGCCUCUGAGUUACCUGUGACGAACAAGACGCCUGCUCGCGCUGAGUAGAUGAUGCUGAAAUCAGAUCGAUGACCAAACACAGGUGUUAAGCGCGAGGGUGAACAAAACGGCUUCGUCUUUGCGCCACCCUCAGGAAAAAAUAACGCGUGUACCUGCUGUCAUACACUAGGAUGGCUGCUGACUCCACCAUGAGAUCUGAAGCGGAGGAGCUGCAGAGGAGGGCCAAUCAGGUGACAGAUGAGUCCCUUGAGAUCACUAGAAACAUGAGGCUUCUGCUGGAGGAGAGUAAAGAUGCAGGGAUCAGGACACUUGUUAUGCUGGAUGAGCAAGGAGAACAACUGGACCGCAUAGAAGAGGGCCUGGAUCACAUCAACAAGGACAUGAAGGAGGCUGAGAAAAAUCUCACUGACAUGGCCAGGUGUUGCGGUCUGUGCAUCUGGCCGUGUACAAAACUAAAGGACUUUGAAGCAAGUGGGGCGUAUAAGAAGGUUUGGGGUAAUCAAGAUGGGGUGGUGUCUAGCCAGCCCUCUUCCCGAGUCAUGGAUGAGAGAGAGAAGAUGACCAUGAGUGGUGGAUAUAUUAGAAGAGUGACUAAUGAUGCAUUGGAGGAUGAAAUGGAGGAAAACUUGGCACAGGUUGGCAGUAUCCUUGGCAACCUCAGAAGCAUGGCACUUGACAUGGGCAAUGAAAUCGACACUCAGAACGUCCAGAUUGAACGCAUUCAGAGCAAGGCCAUGGUCAAUGAGUCCCGCAUCAAUGAGGCCAAUCAGAGGGCCACAAAGCUAAUAACAAGAUAGAAACAUGGGAUUUUUUUUUAAACGUUUACAGUCUUCUAGGAAAAUGUGUGCACAUGUUGAUACAAAUGAUUAAUCUUUUAAAUGACUAUUUACAGAACUUGGAUUAUUGCCUACUGAUGUGACAGUAUAUUAUUAUUAUUAUAUGUUCCAACAACAGCUCUUAAAUUGAAUGAAUAAUAUACUGUCUCUAGUCUGUGCUGUAAUUGUAAUUUAAGCAUGUAUUGUACAGUAUAGGUUAUAACAACAUCUUUUAGACAGCUAUCUUUGUUCUUUUAAGCCUGCAGAACAGUUUUCAUAGCUAAUAAAAGCUCACUAUUAAGACAAAGCAGUGUCUUAAAGCUGUAUUGGUAAAUGUAAUUUGUUUGUCUAGAUUAAGUAGCUUUUUUAAAAAUCUAGUUUAAAAGGUCAAGGGUUUGUUUCAUGAUGGACAAUUUUUUUUUCUGCUAUACAUGGGCCACUUGCUUAGGGUCUUCUGUCUGUCUUUUAUUAUUUUAUUUUCAAAAUAAAACUAAAUUUAUAUUUU
Molecule: messenger RNA, 1344 nt
Organism: Carassius auratus (goldfish)
Lineage: Eukaryota; Metazoa; Chordata; Actinopteri; Cypriniformes; Cyprinidae
Product: synaptosomal-associated protein 25-like
Exons: 8
Coding region: 195-821 (208 amino acids)
Biological process (GO): synaptic vesicle priming; synaptic vesicle fusion to presynaptic active zone membrane; exocytosis
Cellular component (GO): SNARE complex; plasma membrane
Molecular function (GO): voltage-gated potassium channel activity; syntaxin-1 binding; SNAP receptor activity
Source: RefSeq, a predicted model, not a curated record